This is a messenger RNA of Prorocentrum cordatum, 1691 nucleotides long. NCBI's taxonomy places the organism in Eukaryota, Dinophyceae, Prorocentrales, Prorocentraceae. The record is from the annotation of a GenBank genome assembly.
AGGUCCUUUGUGCCUCGAGUUGGCUGCGAGGUGCAGCAAGCGAGCUUCCAUCGCCGCGGGGUUGUGCUUCCUUGGCGCCAUGCCUCCAGGGUUCAACGGACUUUGCAACAAGGAGUUCUCCAAGCCGCCCGCCAGCAAGAAAGACAGGCAGCAGAAGGCAGAGGCACGCAAGAAUGCGGCCGCGGCCAAGGCUGCAAAAAGGGCCAAGGAUGAGGAGGAGGAAGGCGAGGCGAGAGCCCGCGCAGGAGGGGAGGACGAUGCCGAGCGCGAGGCCGAGCUCGCCCGCGCGCAGGAGGCCGAGAGGAGGCAGGCAGACGCCCGGCGGCUGCAGGCCGUCAGCGGCAAGGCAGUCAAGGCGUGCUCCUCUCGGUAACUGGAAGCAGGCCUUGGCGCUCUACACCGAGUGCGUCGAGCUCGACGCGAACGACCACCUCCACUGGUCGAACCGCGCGCUGGUGCAGGACAAGCUCGGAAGGCACGACGAGAUGCUGGAGGACGCGCUCCGGUGCGUCGAGCUGAAGCCCGAUUUCGUCAAAGGUUGGACCCGCGUGGGGGCGGCAAACCUCGCGCUGGAGCGGUUCGAUGCGGCGGAGGAGGCCUUCCGGCGAGCGCUGGCUCUAGACCCCGAGAGCGCGGCGAGUCGAGAGGGCCUCGCCGCUGUCGAGAGGGCGCGGGAGGAGGCAGUUCUGCAGGAGGAGGACGAGUUUGAUGUUGUGCUCCGGGAGGUGAAGAUGCUCGGGCAUGCCGAAUUGCGGAGACGAGCUUUGGAAGAAGGCGUCCGGGAGGAGAAGAUCGAGGAUGCAGAGCGAAGGGAGGACGUCAAGGAGGCGUUGAUUAGCCUCAUCUUUGCGCACCGGUAUAUUGUCGAUCUGGUGCAGCAGGAUCUGGUGGGCCUGGAUUGUGAAAGGCUUUGUAGUAGGGCGCGCGAGGAGGGGUUGGACGAAGAGCAGAUUACCGCAGUAGUGAGAGAGAACGGCAACCCUGGAGAUUUGCUCAGAGCAUUGAUCGUAGAUUAUGUUUCGAACGACUUGGUCGGCUCUGCGAUCGAGAUCUUGGAUGCGGCUGAGUUCGAGGAAGUGCCUGACGAGGACACCGAUGCCGCUGUGGAGGACUUGGACAUAGAGGUUGUAGAUGUUGGUGACGACAUCGCGAAUCUUGAGCUCGGGGCAGGGGAUGUCUUCCUCGCUGGAGCAUACAUCGACAGUGCGUUUGGAGAGCUAGUCCUACCAAAUGGCCUUCGGUUGGGCCAUCGAUCUAUGCACAGGUAUUACAAGCAGAGACUUCGGCCGGAUGAUGGCCAACAGGUGGUUCUACGGAGUUCGCGCUUGGAUUUGGUAAGAUGGCAGGCAAAGAUUGCGCGUCAACAGGGGUGGAAGUCGGAAAAUCGUAUUUCGGGGGCGGCUUCGAAGGCUGGAGCGUCGUCGACUGUGGUCCGCAAGCAGAGGACAGAGCUCCACAACAUGAAGAUGUGGCACAACCUUCACAUGUGGGGCAUGGGCGGUGGUGGAAGCCAUUACUGGGGUGCUGGCGGCAAGCAGUACAACAAAGGAAAUAAGGUAAAAGGCCUGAUAUUGAGGCACUCUCGGCAGGGGGCGAAGCUGCAAGCUGCACGGAACAAGGCCAACAGAGGCGACGCGAGCUGCGCGGUGUUGCGGUGAUCGUCGCAUCUGUUGGCCCGCCGCGCUGCAAAA